This is a messenger RNA of Myotis daubentonii (Daubenton's bat), 7827 nucleotides long. Its product is annotated as protocadherin beta-18-like. Gene Ontology annotation, molecular function: calcium ion binding. NCBI's taxonomy places the organism in Eukaryota, Metazoa, Chordata, Mammalia, Chiroptera, Vespertilionidae. Gene Ontology annotation, biological process: homophilic cell-cell adhesion. Gene Ontology annotation, cellular component: plasma membrane. The record is from RefSeq and is a predicted model, not a curated record.
UGCUGUAAAGACAUUUUACUCUCAAAUAUACAACUUCUUAUAGUUUUCCUCUGUUCAUGCCAUACCACAAUUCUGAAUUAAGGAGUUUCUAGCCUUCUUCAUCUUUAGUAACAUCCACUUCUAGUCUAGUCGAGUCACCUAUGAGUAUGGCCACUUCCUGGAGAUGGUAGUCUCGAAGGACUGAAAUCACAUAAUCAAACAUACUUCUCUUAACCUACAACUUAUAUUCUUUCUUGAAGGGCUCCAAUCACCAUUUAUACCAAUAAAUUCUAAAUUUGUCUCUGCAGCCCAAACCUCUUUUCUCACUUGCAUUUAUAUAAUGGAAGCUCAUUUACAUAAAUAUUUAAAUGGAUGCUCUAUGGAUACCUCAAACUCAACAUGUUUUAAGUUAAAAUUUUCCCUUCCUAAAAAAUGAAACAUCUUCUCCAGCUCUAUACCCAUUUUCUCAUCUCCCCUUCUUGUAUUUACUUUAUCAGUUGAUAGUGCUAUCAUUUACUUAGUUCCCUAAGCCUCAGUUCCUUCUUAUUCGAGUGCCUCUAUAUCUAGUCUAUCACCAUAUCCAAUAUAUUUUAUCUUGAUUAUUUUAAUUACUGCAUUUCUAGUUGAGGCCAAUCUCAUCUCUUACAUGUAUUAUUGCAACAACUUCUAAUCAGUCUCCUGCCUCUAGUCUUACUCCUUUCUAAUUUAUUCUUAACUCUGAAAUAGGAUGAUCUUUUGAAAAGUAAAAAUAUGGCCAUGUCAUUUUUCUAUUUAAAACCUUUCAUAAUCCUGCAUUUCCACUGAUGUAGAGUUCGAAUGGCAUGACAUAAAAUAUUUGCUUAUCUUUUCAGUCUCAACUCUCACAGUUUCUUUCCUUUUGCUGUAUUGCUCAACCAUAUUGAUCCUACUUCAGUUCUUCCAAAACAAGUCUUUCAUUUUGGAUAUCAUGUUUUUACUUUUCCUGGAAAUUUCACCCCACACUGAAUUUUGGUUUGGAUUCCUCAUACUCAUCUUUUAUGUAUCAAUUUAGAAUAUCCUUUUUACAGAAAAGUUUUUUCUGUACUUCCAAAUUCUAGUUAGAUAACCCUCACCUUUGCUCGUAUAGUUGCAUGUACUUUUGCUAUCAUGCCAUUCACUAUGCUCUAUUUUUAAUGUGUGAUCACUUCUCUGCCUCCACAUUUCAGGACAGAAACUAUGUCUGUCUGUUUACUACUCUAUUCCUAACAUUUAUCACCAGGCCUAGCACAAAAUAUAUGCUCAAUAAAUAUUUGCUGAACAAAGUGUUGAAUGGGUGCUUUUGGAAGACCUGGAUCUGCAACAUGAAACUCAGUUCCACAACUAAAUUGGGGUCUAAUUUGUUCAAGUUUUUUUUAAUUUUCAGAAACUAGACAUAUUUUAUUCAUUAAUGUUGAGUAUUUACUUACUUUUUACUGCUGCCAGAUAAGUCUCCUAUGGAGGAUCCCUAAAUAAAUGGUACCAUUUACCAAAUCUGAAAUGUCAGCCUCCCCAAAACAACUAUUUGCAUAUACCAGGUUCAGUUUCCAGUGAACCUUAUUCUUAUUGUCUUAGAGUAUUUGUUGACAGCUAGGGACAACUAAGACCUCUAGCUUUCCUGGAAACUUCUUGCCCACUAAGUCUAUUACAUAGAAGAGUCAUCCUAACUAUUUUUAGUUGUUUUAUAUAUUGUCUUCAUAACUUACUUGAAGAUGAGAGAGCAUAACUUAUUUGAAAUUGGGGCUCUAUCUUCAAUAUAUGCUUUUUAUAGCCAUGACAGUUCUAGCCAAUUGUGGUUUACUGUGUUAAGGAAUGAACAGCAACAACAUCACAUAUCACAAAGAAUGUAACUUAGAAAAUAGGAAUUUAAGAGAGAAUAUAAUUUAAAUCCAUCAAUAAACACACAAGGUAGAGCAAUCUUCUGUCUCAACUUACUUGAUUUUGUUUAAAACCUGAGAAUCUGUAGAGUCACUUGGUGGCGCUGCAGGAUAAGAUAGGGUAAUUUUUGUUACAUCAGAAGCCACUGGCUUCCAUUAACCAGUGGAGCUGAGAGCGCUAAAGAAGCAGGAAGGGGAAAAGAGGCUUUCAAAAGAAAGCUGGGCAGCCAACAAAAGCCUGACAGCGGGAUUAUAAAUCUAUAGAUUACUAAAAGUCCAGGCUGAUAGAGAGGAGCAACUCCUGGAGCUGUUUGAGACUGAGCUGAAACAUUUCCAAAGAAAGGCGUUUGGCUAAGGAGCCAUGGAGCCGGGAGAGGAGAGCCCUCAGCAUGUAAGGCAAGUGCUGCUUUUCUUUGUUUUCCUGGGAGGGUCUUUGGUGUGUUCAGAGACCAGGCGCUAUUCUGUGGCAGAGGAAACGGAGACCGGAUCGUUUAUAGCCAACGUGGUGAAAGACAUAGGUUCAGGUGUGGAAGACCUGGCUGCGCGGGGGGCUAGGGUCAUCUUUGAUGAUUAUAAAUCAUACUUGUGGUUGGAUCCACAGACUGGCAACUUGCUUUUAAAUGAGGAAUUGGACCGGGAGGCACUUUGCGGUCUCACGGAGCCAUGUAUGUUGCAUUUCCAGGUGUUACUGGAAAAUCCUUUGCAAUUUUUUCAGGCUGAACUUUGGGUUAAAGACAUAAAUGAUCACAUUCCCACAUUCUUAGAUAAAGACAUACUUCUGAAAAUCUCGGAAGGUACUGCUCCAGGAACCCCAUUCCAAAUGGAGAGUGCUCAGGAUUUGGAUGUAGGAAAGAAUGGCAUCCAAAACUACACAUUAAGUCCCAAUCCUCAUUUCCACCUCAAAGUACAAGACAGUGAUGAGGGAAGAAAAUACCCAGAGCUGGUACUGGACCAAUCUCUGGACCGAGAAAGGGAGCCUGAGAUUAGAUUAACGCUUACAGCCUUGGAUGGUGGGUCUCCGCCCAGGUCUGGAACUGCAGUGGUUCGUGUUUUGGUUUUAGAUAUCAAUGACAAUGCACCAGAGUUUGAGAGGCCCGUCUAUGAGGUUCAAGUACCAGAAAACAGCCCUCUGGACUCCUUAGUCAUCAAGGUGUCUGCUACCGAUUUAGACGCAGGGAUAAAUGGAGAACUAACUUACUCAUUUUCCCAUGUCUCCAAAGACACACGGAAAACAUUUGAAAUCCAUCCAAUUUCUGGCGAAGUCCACUUAAAAGCUCUUCUGGAUUUUGAGUUAGUUCAGUCUUACACAAUGAAUAUUCAGGCCACGGACGGUGGGAGUCUCUCAGGAAAAUCAACAAUUUUGGUUCGGGUUGUAGAUGUGAAUGACAACCCUCCGGAAAUAGUCAUGACAUCUCUUACCAGCCCCAUACCAGAAAAUUCCUCGCCUGAAAUGGUGGUCGCUGUUUUCAGCUUACGAGACCAAGACUCUGGAGAUAACGGGAAGAUGGUUUGCUCAAUUCAGGACAAUCUCCCCUUUCUCUUGAAGCCUACUUUUAAGAACUUCUACACCCUGGUAACAGAAGGACCUCUAGACAGAGAGAACAAGGCCGAGUACAACAUCACCAUCACUGUCACCGACUUGGGGACCCCCAGGCUGAAAACCCAGCACAACAUCACCCUGCUGGUGUCCGACGUCAACGACAACGCCCCCGCCUUCACCCAAACCGCCUACACCCUGUUCCUCCGCGAGAACAACAGCCCCGCCCUGCACAUCGGCAGCGUCAGCGCCACAGACAGGGACGCGGGCGCCAACGCCCAGCUCACCUACUCGCUGCUGCCGCCCCACGACCCGCGGCUGCCCCUGGCCUCGCUCGUGUCCAUCAACGCGGACAACGGCCACCUGUUCGCCCUGAGGGCGCUGGACUUCGAGGCGCUGCAGGCGUUCGAGUUCCGCGUGGGCGCCACGGACCGCGGGUCGCCCGCGCUGAGCAGCCAGGCGCUGGUGCGCGUGCAGGUGCUGGACGCCAACGACAACGCGCCCUUCGUGCUGUACCCGCUGCAGAACGGCUCUGCGCCCUGCACCGAGCUGGUGCCCAGGGCGGCCGAGCCGGGCUACCUGGUGAGCAAGGUGGUGGCGGUGGACGCAGACUCGGGCCAGAACGCCUGGCUGUCGUUCCAGCUGCUCAAGGCCACGGAGCCCGGGCUGUUCGGCGUGUGGGCGCACAAUGGCGAGGUGCGCACGGCGCGGCUGCUGAGCGAGCGCGACGCGGCCAAGCACAGGCUGCUGGUGCUGGUCAAGGACAAUGGCGAGCCCGCGCUGUCGGCCAGCGUCACGCUGCACGUGCUGCUGGUGGAUGGCUUCUCGCAGCCCUACCUGCCGCUGCCCGAAGCGGCGGCCGACCAGGCGCAGGCCGACCCGCUGACCGUGUACCUGGUCAUCGCGCUGGCGUCGGUGUCGUCGCUGUUCCUGUUCUCGGUGCUGGCGUUCAUCGCGGUGCGGCUGUGCAGGCGGAGCAGGGCCGCCUGGGUGGGUGGCUGUUCGGUGCCUGAGGGCCCCUUUCCGGGCCACCUGGUGGACGUCAGCGGUACUGGGACCCUGUCCCAGAGCUACCAGUAUGAGGUGUGUCUGACGGGAGGCUCUGGGACCAGUGAAUUCAAGUUCCUUAAACCAGUUAUCCCCAGCCUCCCGCCCCAAAAUCCUGAAAAGGAGGAAAGCCACACCUUUCUCAAUGGCUUUGGUUUCAAUUAGGAAUUCCAUUAUUAUGCAAAACUUGUAAAAAGAGUGCUAUUUCUUUGUAAAAUUUAUUGAUUGUAAUGAAAAUUAUUUCUUUUGAGCAAUCUCACUAGGAGCUCAGAAAUUUCAAUGUCUACUUUCUGCUCUUCUUUAUAUUAACUGGAAAAAACUGUGGGAGCUAGAAUUUGUUUAGUCUUUCUUCCAAAAUGCAACCUCAAAUAAUUUAUUUACAAGAUGGAGCAAAAGUAGGUUUACAGUUAUUCAUAUGGAAAUAAUACAAGAACAAACUGUGGCCCUAACUGGUUUGGCUCAGUGGAUGGAGCAUCAGCCUGCGGACUCAGGGGUCCCAGGUCCGAUUCCGGUCAAGAGCAUGUACCUGGGCUGUGGGCUCAUACCCAGUGGGGAGUGUGCAGGAGGCAGCUGAUCAAUGUUUCUCUCUCAUCGAUGUUUCUCACUCUCUAUCCCUCUCUCUAACUCUGUAAAAAAUCAAUAAAUAAUAUAUAUAAAACCUCUUGACUUUUUAAAAAAGAGAACAAACUGUGUUUCACGUGUUAACAAUUGUGAACCUACCUUUGCCCACCCUGUAUACAGCAGUUUCCCUUCUAGGUUAAUUGCACACUCAGCUCAGUCAUAGUCUCUGGGUGUUCUGGGUUCUAGAUGCUCUCACCAAACCAGUUUUUAUGUUUGAUAGUAUUAUUAUAGAGGAAAUGCAUGCUAUGAAUCAAAACAUAAUUGCUUUGUCAUCUGCUUAGGUUGAUUUUUAAUGUUACUUUUUAAAGGUCUUUUAAAGUAUGAUCAAUUUUCUAUUCUCUUCUGCCAAAUAUUUCAGAUAAUUUUUUUCUCCAUUUAGGUAUGUUUCUGUGUAAAUACUUUGUGAAUUGUUUAUAUUGCUGAUAGGUGGUGUAUUAAAAUAAAUUCUAAUCUUGUUUAGAUUAAGGCAGAUAUUUAGCCACAUAAUUUAUUGAUUAUAUGGGUUGAUUCAUGUCUGAGAGCUUCCCAGUAUGAUCCAAGAAAGAGAAACACUAUUUAGAUGUUUGUUCCGUUUUCUUUACUUUUCCUAUUUUGAUUGGUUCAGCAACAGACUUCUGAUUAAAGCAGAAAUAGUCAUAUUCUCCAAGCCCUUAAAUUGGCAAUUAAGAUGUAGUUCAUCUAUUUUUUCUUGAUUGCUUGUAACUAGGAAAUAAAUGUUUAACAUAGGCUGAGGUAGCCAUGUUUAGCCAUGUUUGGGCUGGCAACACAGAAUCACAGGUAAAGAGCAAGGAAAGGGGGGAGGAAGGAAGGGAAGGGAAGAGUAAAGGUGAGAAGGAAUAAGGAAGUGGAGGAAACAGAAACCUAAGAAACAGUAGAAACUAAGACAGCUAGCACUUGGUUCUUCUAGACCUAUCAGUUUCUCAUUCCAGUGUCUCCAAGUCCCCAAAGUCUUGUUGUCCUUGAGUCCUACAAUAAGACUCCAGUUUCCUAAUAAUAAAACUUUUUUAUUUAACCCGUGGGGGGAUUACUGGAAACCAAAAAAGACAAGAAAGACAUGUGCCGUCUUGAGUACUCAAUUAGCCUAUGUAACAGCAAACCUAGGUCCUUUGUUGCAUGUUUCUAAUAUUAACUUAGCCAAUGAAUGGAAUAACAAAUGUACAAGCUUUGAGAUAAUUAAUCUAUACUAGAGAAUUUUGUUAUAAACCUUAAAUUUUAUAAAUAAUUGGCAAAGUCUUUCAACAGAAGAAAUGCUACAAAGGGUUUUAUGGAAUGUUUUUCUAACAAGUUUCCCUCCAUUAUUUUAUGUGCCCCAGGACUAGUUUUUAAAAGUAACACUUAGAUUGUUAUUGUUUGAGUGUCUAGACCUUUUCUCAGGAUCAUCAGACAUGUGAAUAUAAUUAUUUUAUCAUUUAAUGUAAAAUCUUCAGAAUCUACAAAUAAUGUAGUUUAUAGAUUAUAUGGGUUGAUACAUGAUUUUAAGAAUAAUACAGUAUUUGAUGCACACAUACUCUAUUAUUAAAAAGGCUCAUAAAAAUUUAAGUUUCCUGCCAAGUCUACAAGCUUAAAUUUUUCUCCUUAGAAGAGAAAAAUAAGGAGAAAAUUUUUCUGAGAGAUGACAGAUGGGAAUGAAAAACUAAUUUUGAUGCAUUUGCUCACUGACUUAGAUACCAGCUUCUACUGGUUAAUUUUUUUAAUGCAUGAAUAUUAAGGGCACAUUUUCUUGCCUAUUUAAUUUCAUAGUAGAGAGGUUGGAUCCAUGACCAAGAUCUCUGAGGCAAAUUCUUAGAUCUAACUGUAACCAGCAUGUUCUCAUGUUUUGAAGGUUCAUUUAAUUAAAUUUGUUUCACUACUAGAAGAAAACUUUCUAAAAUAGAAUGAUUUGUACUUCAAUAGAAUUGAACCAAUAUUCAACACAAUGUUUACAUGAGGCCCAAGCUGUUUUCCCAGUUAUCCAGGUGAUUGGAGUGCCAGACUAUGUUAUACUGUUGGUUAUUUAAACAAUAUUAAAGUAUUAUUUAAAAUUUGGUGCAACUGGGGAGACUCCAGGUCCUUUACCCCAAGAUAUUUUUUCCAUCCUUAGGAGUAAAAACUUUAUUCUAGAGUGUCAGGAUCUCCAGCUACCCUCAAGAGCUAUGUGAGUUGCUUGCUAAAAGUAAAUUGUGUUUCCUACUUGGGAAUAAGUUUAACCUGCUGUUUCAAAUGAACCUAACUUACUUUCUUCUGCACUUUAGUUAUUACUGUAACUUCAGCUCUUUAGUAUAUUUGUAAUGUUGACGUUCCUACUUUUCAAGAUCUCAGUGAAUGUUAACUUCAACAUGUAUAUAUCUUAGUUUUAGUAACAGAUGUAGAUGCUUUUUACAAAUAGUUUUAGAUAAUUAAUAGUCAAUACAACAGUGCUUACAGAGAUAUUGAGACAAUAUCUGUAAACAAUAUUUAUAAAUAAGUUAUCCACAAUCUCUUAAGCUAUUUGUUUAGUUUGCAUAGUAAACCAGGUCUAGCUGGUCUGUCACUUAAGUUUAUACUAUUGAAGUAUGUAAAUGAAUCUCUUCAUCUUCCUUGCUGGCAGUGUGUUAAGAGUUUGAUUUCUUUAGGAAUAGACUGAUAACUACCCAUCUUUUUCUACUCAAUUCCCCCAGAAUACAGAUAAUAUAGUACACUUUAUAUUGUAAGCUUCAGAACAACAAAGAAGGUAUGUGUAUUCCCACCACUUAGUAUUCUGCCUGACAUAUAAUAUGAAAUCAAUAAGGUUUGUUGAAUAAACAAAUAAAUACA